UUUUUCAACAUUAGGAACCCAGACGGAAGUUGUUCUCGGGUUCUCCAGAAUUAAAGCUCCUAUCAUUGAGUUUGGGUCAAGUUUUUUCUGGUUCUCUUCUGUUCUUCCACACCGGUUGACAGUUGGACCGGAUUACAAAACCAGAUUUCUGGCAGCUCCUCCGCCACUUUGUGGAUGGAAAGGUUCUGCUAAUGUGCGGCCCAGCAGUCCGGAACCUCCACAGCAUGAAGACGCUAACGUUUGGACUAACUCUGGUUCGACAUGGCGAAACACAGUGCAACAAAGAGGGCCGUUUACAAGGUCAGGCCAUAGAUUCUCCUCUAUCUGAAACUGGGCUGCAGCAGGCCGAAGCUGCAGGACGUUACCUACGGGAGGUCAAGUUCAGCCACGCGUUUGCCAGUGAUAUGCUGCGCGCCAAGCAGACGGCUGAAACGAUUCUGCAGCACAACAGCAGCAGCUCCGGUCUACAACUCGCCGUAGACUCUUUACUCAAAGAAAAGAACUUUGGAAUUGCUGAAGGAGGACGCGUUCAGGAAUUCAAAGACAUGGCCAGAGCGGCGGGUAAGUCCUUCAUGGACUUCACCCCCCCACAAGGGGAGACUCAGGAGCAGGUGAAGGAGCGGGUCAAAAGGUUCCUGGAGAAAAUGCUCCAGCAGAUCGGAGCUGAACGCUGGAACCGCGGAGAGCCGGACAACACCUCCACACCUGCGUCACCGGAGGCGGCUCCCAUUGAGGGGAGGGCCGGUGACGGGGUCGGGGACGCGGCAGGCCACGCUUUGGUCGUCACCCACGGAGUGUACAUGUAUGUGGCGGUGCGCUACUUUGUGGAGGAGUUGCAGUGCAGCUUACCGCAGGGCAGUGAAAGGGCGCAUCUGUUUUCCCUAAGUCCCAACACUGGGAUGUGCAGGUUCACAGUGAGCACGACGAAAGAGGGCGACCGGUUCGUUCUGACCCGGAUCUGCUGCGUGUUCCUCCACAGGCAGGAUCAUGUCAAAGAUCUGCACUGAAAGCCACGUUUCUUCAUGCUCCACAGUCUCUGAGCUGAAGAAACAGCUCGGUCACUCCUUUUUGGUUUUGUAGUCUGGAGAGUGUGAAGGUGAGUGAAGAUCGCUGCCUGCUCAGCACCUCCAAAAAUAUGGAAAAAGAGUUCAACUCACGUCAAAUAUAUUUUAAAAAAAUCUCAUUUAAAUGCAAAACAGGAAUCCAAUGGAGAACUGUAUGCCACAUGCGGUCUUUUUGCUCUGAAAGAAUACUUAUAUUUAUUCAAAGUGAUAUUUUAACAGUUUUUUUUAUCAUGGAGGACAUGUAUAAAAAUAAUUCAGCUCAAAAUUACA
Oryzias latipes (Japanese medaka) is the source of this 1334-nucleotide messenger RNA. NCBI's taxonomy places the organism in Eukaryota, Metazoa, Chordata, Actinopteri, Beloniformes, Adrianichthyidae. The record is from RefSeq and is a predicted model, not a curated record.